GUGUCCGGAUCUCUGUUACCGCUGAGCUAGACCUUGGGACGUCUGGACAUGGCACGCAUACGUAGGCGACAUGAACUGACUGUCGGUGACUCAACUUGUCGACCUUGGCCCGCAUAAAGUACGUCCGAGCUGACAACUUAUCGACUUUUAUAUACGCGUCGAGAACGAUGCUUGGAGACGCCCAGCAAGAGCAGUCAUGUCCCCUCAACGAAUACUGUUCCUCACCAAUCCGGACAAAGUACCAUUCAUCCCGCAACCGCUUUCGAGAUCCAUUCGCGCGCCAUACCAGAUGUAGAGUUGCACUUCGCAUCCUUCGCUUCACUGGGCAGCCGCUUCAAGAAGAUGGCCAAAGUUACAGCCAGAGGUGGACAUAGCUCUCCUACGUUUCAUGCCAUCGACGGGCUCCCACCCUUUGUCGCCAUGGAUCGCAUAACGGAGUAUAUGCCUCUGCAGCAUACGCCUACGCUCGCAGCAUGUCCAAAGUUCGCCCGUCUCAUGGUGCCCUGGACACCAGACGAAUACACUGCGAUUGUCAACGACAUCGUUGGCGUAAUCGAGCGCGUCGAUCCACACCUAAUCAUCAUCGACAAUGUCCUCGGUCAAGCGAUGGACGCCUGCUCUCUCCUCAAGCGACAGUACCACAUCUUCUCUCCCCUCCUCCCCUCCCUCGUCUGCCCUCUCCCUUGGUACGGCGCCUUCGUCAACAUCGCGCACAUCGUGUUCUUGAUGUACGCCGUCCUCACGAGCCCGUACGCCAAGGCUUUAGACGACGCUCGUGCCGCCCGCGGCUGCUCCGGCGGUCUCCCCUCCAUGGGCCUUACAUACGUCGCCCCCGAGCGCACGUACAUCACCGCUGGCGUACCUACGAUCGACCUGCCCUUCGACAAGCCUCCGAACAUGCAUCUCUGCGGGCCCAUCUUAUGCGACCUCGCUCCCAUCGGCGAGAGCGAUCCGGAGUUGGCUACCUGGCUUGACCGCGGGGAGACCGUGCUAGUGAUCCUCGGCACGCACUGCGAGUACAGCGAGCCCGUUGCUCGGCGCGUGCUCUCGGGCUUGCUCGGCGGCGUCGGCUCAGACACUCAGAUCCUAUGGAAGCUGCCACAACGAGACGCGCUGCAGGACCUCUUCGACGAGCUGCUUACGACCUCACACGACCGCACCCGCGUGCGCGCCGUCACAUGGUUCGACGCCGAGCCCGCCGCGAUUCUCGAGCACCCCAACGUCGUCUGUUAUGUUCAUCACGGUGGCGCGAACUCGUACUACGAGGCCGCGAUGGCUGGCGUGCCACAGGUCAUCCUCGCGCAGUGGUCCGACACGUACUACAAUGCGAGGGUCGCGGAGUACCGCGGCUUCGGGGUGUACGGGAACAAGACUAAUCCUCCUGAUAUUGAUGCGGCGGAGCUGAGCAUUGCGCUGAGGCGUGUCAUGUCGAAGGAGGAGGGCUCAAGGCCCAGAGCGCGGGCGAAAGAGGCGCAGACGGCGUGUCGCGAGGCAGGAGGGCGGAGGCACGCUGCAGACAUUGUUCUCGGGCUUCUGAAGGAGUCAUAGUAACGCCCUUCAGGAAGAUGCACAAAGGAGGCUGUUUGCUUUCAAUCUCUUGCAACCCGUACGUGACAUAAUCCUUACGAGCGUCAAUUCGCUAGUCGAUCCCCUCACCAUCAUCACCUCCCUAGAGUUCGAUCCCUUCAUACGACGUCUGCGAACCCGGCGGAGAGCGAGUUCUGUGAAGUCCUACGACGAGUGUAUUGCUGUCUUAUGAAUAAUCCCAAGAUGAGGGAGAUGGAUCAGCCCCCAUUCCAUAUCAACAACC
This is a messenger RNA of Schizophyllum commune H4-8, 1810 nucleotides long. RefSeq names its product UDP-Glycosyltransferase/glycogen phosphorylase. The transcript is spliced from 3 exons. Bases 343 to 1548 code for a protein of 401 amino acids. Lineage: Eukaryota; Fungi; Basidiomycota; Agaricomycetes; Agaricales; Schizophyllaceae. Gene Ontology annotation, molecular function: UDP-glycosyltransferase activity. The record is from RefSeq and is a predicted model, not a curated record.